This is a messenger RNA of Trachymyrmex cornetzi, 1317 nucleotides long. RefSeq lists its product as uncharacterized. The record is from RefSeq and is a predicted model, not a curated record. Gene Ontology annotation, molecular function: DNA binding. The transcript has 3 exons. The coding region runs from base 161 to 787 and encodes 208 amino acids. NCBI's taxonomy places the organism in Eukaryota, Metazoa, Arthropoda, Insecta, Hymenoptera, Formicidae.
GUGAAAUUCGUGAAAUUGUAAGGAACAACUAUAUUCCUGUUUAAAAAACUGCGAUUCUUGAAUUGACUAUCAGACACUCUAAUACUAAUACCGUACACUAAAAAAAAGUUUCACGUAUAAUUUUGGGACCUACUAUUAAAGAAAUAAAGAGUCGCAAACAAUGGACAAGGAGGCAUCUGAAUCUCCGAAUAAAGGUAAAAGUAGUAAAAUGCCAUGGCCAGCAUAUGUAGAGAUAUUUGAAGAAGAGAUAUUUCAAGAAAAAUUUGGAAAUGACAAAAAUUUGUCAUUUUUGUGCAAAAUUUGCAUCAACAAGAAAAUCAUACAUGCAAACAAAACUUCUACUUCCAAUUUAAGAAAACAUAUGAAUGCAAAACAUCCACACCUCUUGGACACCAUAGAUAAAAACAAAAUUAAAUUGUCAAAGAAACGUCCAAAUGAAGAUUCUGUAAAUAAUAUUCCAAAUAAACAUCAUACAUUGGAAAGAUGGGGCGCUGGGAAUUCAAUCGCUACUCAGAAAGGACUGGAUAAAGCAAUACUACAGUUUAUUAUUGAAAAUAUUCAACCUCUUUCCAUUGUAGAUAGUCUAUCAUUUAUAAAUUUGAUUAGAAUUGGACUUUCUUCACAUAUCAAUAUAAUGUGCAGAAAGACAUUAAAAGAAAGACUUUGUCAAAUGUAUCAUAGAAUGAAGAAUGUCCUAGAAAAAAAGUUGACAGAAAUAGAAAUAGUUGCGACAACGGCAGAUUUGUGGAGCAAAGGAAAAAGGUAUAAUAUGUGUAACUUAUAUUAAUAAACUCUGUUACCGACUCGGUCCGGCGUCCAUUUGAUAGGGAGUUGGAGGCGCUACGUGGCGCGCAGAUAGGCAGUAAGGUGGACACGACGUUAGUUUUUAGUUUUGCAAGUUUAUGUUCGAAUGCAAGUAACACACACAUUGUCUCGUGCUUACAAAUAAAGCAAUUUUAAGUUUUUAUCCCUUGGCAUCAUUCACACCAAUCCAUAACAUAAUUUUGGCGCCCAACGUUGAGGCACGAGACGAGGAAGAAAUCAGAAAAGCAUAAGUGAAAGCAGACAGACGCAUAAAGACAUUCUAGAAAUCGUCGCAGUGAGAACGGACGGAAAACAUGGCGGAAUUGAAGAAGGCUAAAUUAACGCGAGCUCGAGUCAAAGGACAAGUGACGCGGAUUUUCAAUUAUAUCUCAACAGAACAAGGCAUCACAUAUCAACAAGCAGAGACCCGUUGUCACAAACUGGAAGAAUUGUGGGUAGCGUUCAAUGAAAACCAACUACAACUGGAAGAAUUACGCAUAAAAGAAGAGGAAC